UCGCGAGCGCGGUGAUCGCGAGAAAAAAAAAAAAAAAAAAGGCCAUACUUUGUCCCGUGUCCAGCUACCCGGUGUCGCGAGCGCCAGAGACAGUCCACAACACGUGACCAUGAAGGCGAGCUACGCCUGCGUUCAUUGUGGUGAGAUGCAGCAGCAGCUCUACAGGAGCUACGGUCCAGACCUGCUAAAGUUGUCCCGAUGCUCCCGUUGCAAUCAUGUGGUUGACGAGUACAUUGAGAUGGAGUUCUCGAUUGUCCUGAUCGACGUGGUGUUGCAAAAGCUGGAGGCAUACAGGCACAUCAUCUUCAACGUCGGAAUGGGGAGGCCUUGGAAGAUUGCGUUGCUCUUCCUGCUUGGCGAAGCCCUGGAACACUGGAUGUCAAGGCAACAGACGCACAAGGCUGGCUAUGACUUGGAGUGGCACUUCUAUAUCAUCUGCCUGUUCCUCAUUGCUAGUAAUGCAGUCUUUAUUGCAAUGGUCAUCUUGCUCACGAGUCUGUGUACACGCUGCCUUUGUGAUAGGACACUGCUGGCACGAGCCAUGGUACUGGGCAGCUACGGAAAGCUGCUGGCACUCCCCGCCAACCUGUGGGGGUGCGACCGCUAUCAGUCGCAGCUCUUCCUCGCAACCUUCUUCCUGUUCUCCCAGGUGCAAGCCUGUAGAGCCGUUACUGGAUUGGGACGCCUCCAGACAGCGGCCAUUGUGUUUGCCUCCUACAGUUUUCAGCGGAGCUUGAACAUUUGGGUGCCCCCCUUCCUGUGACCGUGGACAGUAGCUCACCAGCCCUUGAAUGUCUGUGCAAAGGCGUCUUCAAGUGGAGUCGCCAUUGAAGCACUCACCCACAGAGCCACUCAAUGAUGAUUGAUGAAGUAGGCUGCAAGUGUUCCUUUCAGAUGCAUUGUUGACCUCUCAAGAAUUUUAGUGACUAGCACAUCAUUUCAAAUAUAGCGGACUGUUAACUUA
Molecule: messenger RNA, 964 nt
Organism: Dermacentor andersoni
Lineage: Eukaryota; Metazoa; Arthropoda; Arachnida; Ixodida; Ixodidae
Gene: Arv1
Product: ACAT-related protein required for viability 1
Biological process (GO): intracellular sterol transport; regulation of plasma membrane sterol distribution; sphingolipid metabolic process
Cellular component (GO): cortical endoplasmic reticulum; Golgi apparatus
Source: RefSeq, a predicted model, not a curated record